Bufo bufo (common toad) is the source of this 1660-nucleotide messenger RNA. It is a transcript of the gene VPS37A, whose product is annotated as VPS37A subunit of ESCRT-I. Bases 257 to 1402 code for a protein of 381 amino acids. The record is from RefSeq and is a predicted model, not a curated record. NCBI's taxonomy places the organism in Eukaryota, Metazoa, Chordata, Amphibia, Anura, Bufonidae. Gene Ontology annotation, biological process: protein targeting to membrane; protein targeting to vacuole; ubiquitin-dependent protein catabolic process via the multivesicular body sorting pathway. Gene Ontology annotation, cellular component: ESCRT I complex. The transcript is spliced from 12 exons.
GCCCCUCCCCCGUGUAAUGAGUCGUCGCGGAAUUGUCACACGGUGCGACCCGUAGAAAGUCAGACUUUGUAUAAUAAUGUACACAGCAAGCCUGUGCACCCCGUGAGCUCUUGUGGAGUGUGUGCCCGGAGACCUGACCCCUGUCACUGGCUGCUGUUGAUGUACUGAGGGGGAGGUGGACUGUUCCCAGCGGAUAAUCCUCAUCAUCCCCACAGCAGCAGUCCCAUCUUCCUCCUGCCCUGGGAUCACUGGCACAAUGAGCUGGCUCUUCUCCUCUAAGGGCAGCAGACCUAUUCCUCCUCUCACCAGCCUCCAGCAGCAGAAGCAGCGGCAGAUCGACUCUCUCAAGGCAUGUCAUCCCAAUAUUUCUGAAAUUCAGAAAGAUGUGGAAUACAGAUUGCCGAUCACGAUCAAAAAUUUGACCAUCAACAUAAAUAUUUUACUUCCUCAGCAAUUUCCUCAAGACAAACCUAUCAUCACUGUCUUUCCGCCAAUAAGACACCACCUAGUGGACAAGCAGGGCACCAACGUGACAUGUCCUUUAGUACAUAACUUUACUAUGCACUCAGAUCUUGGGAAAAUAGUCCAGAAUUUAUUAGAAGAAUUUUGGAAAAAUCCUCCAACAUUGGCUCCAACCUCUGGUCCAUUCCCUUACUUGUACAGCAGUCCUGCCGGGAGGCCUCCUUACCCUCAUACAGGUUUUCCAUUUCUUCCGCCUUUUUCUACACAAGAAACCAAUAGAUCAGUGCCAGUUUCUGAACCUGUUCCUUCAACCUACAACACGGCCAAAGCUGCAGCCCCCUCAUACGGCCUGAUAACUGAUUUGCCUGUACCUGUCCCCACUUCAGAAGUGGGUAUGAAUGGCUUUACAUACAAGAUGCCUGAUCUCCCGGAUACAUUUCCUGAGCUGUCAGAUUUGAGCGUCUCGCAACUCACUGAUAUGAUGGAGCAAGAGGAUGUUCUUCUGGAGCUUUUUGUAAAUCUCCCACAAUUAAAACAGAUUAUAUCUGAUAAAGAAGACCUUGUGAAAAAUAUUGAGGAGCUGGCAAAAAAGAAUCUUCAAAUGGAGCCAAUUCUAGAGUCCAAACGACAAGCGUUGUUGGAUAAGUACGAGCUUCUGACACAAAUGAAGGCCUCAUUUGAAAAGAAGAUGCAAAGACAGCAUGAGCUGAGCGAGAGCUGCAGUCUGAGCGCUCUUCAGGCCAGGUUGAAAGUUGCGGCUCAUGAAGCUGAAGAGGAGUCUGAUGAUAUUGCAGAAAAUUUCCUAGAGGGAAAAACAGAAAUUGAUGAUUUCUUAACUCUCUUCAUGGAGAAGAGAACGGGCUGCCACAGUAGAAGAGCCAAAGAAGAGAAGCUGCAACAGUCCAUAUCCCUGCACAGCCAGUACCAUGCACCGCUAUAGGUUACUUGAAAGGUUGAUAGAAGAAGACGUUGAUGGUUGAAUCCCAGGAAGCACAUUUUUUGUAUUUCUGAUUGGAUGGUAGUAAUGAUUGUAUUCUCUUCUAUUGGUAGAUGAUCGGUAAGCUCUGGUUUUGUACAAUUUAACUACCGUUGUUCAUUUCACAAACUCUGUAUCUGCUGUAAGGAUACUUCUAAUAUAUUUUUUAUGUUCUGUUACCCAUAUUGGAAUGAUUUCUAUUAAAUACUUAAUUUCUGUGAA